Messenger RNA from Perkinsus marinus ATCC 50983, 276 nucleotides. RefSeq lists its product as hypothetical. Lineage: Eukaryota; Perkinsozoa; Perkinsida; Perkinsidae. The annotation marks the transcript as partial. The transcript is spliced from 3 exons. The record is from RefSeq and is a predicted model, not a curated record.
AUGGCGUCUGUAUCGUCAGAAGCCGCAGUUGUCGAUGAGUUUGCGGAUGAGUCUGAGGUCAGAGGAUCCUUGUACUUCAGUGCACCGGUCGAAGUACUACCUCAAACUAGACGGACGGCGAAUCUGCUCGCCCAUAAAGCUGCUGAGCAACAGAGGAAGAGGGAAGAGGCGGCGGAAUUGAGACGGAGGAUAGAGGAGGAGGAAAUUCAACGAAGGAUCCGCGAACAAGAGGCCAAAAAAUUGGAGUUGCUGAUGAAACAACAGCAAAAGGAAGAA